Messenger RNA from Hipposideros armiger (great roundleaf bat), 2978 nucleotides. It is a transcript of the gene PHYHIP, whose product is annotated as phytanoyl-CoA 2-hydroxylase interacting protein. Gene Ontology annotation, cellular component: cytoplasm. Gene Ontology annotation, molecular function: protein binding. The transcript is spliced from 5 exons. The record is from RefSeq and is a predicted model, not a curated record. The coding region runs from base 407 to 1399 and encodes 330 amino acids. Lineage: Eukaryota; Metazoa; Chordata; Mammalia; Chiroptera; Hipposideridae.
CAUACAUGUGCGUGUGCACACGCAUGUGCUCGCCUGCGUGUGGGUGUGUGAAUGCUUGUGUCAGGGUGGAUUCGCACGGGAGUGUGGGUGUUCCUCAGGUGUUGUCUCAACCUGUCCCUCACACCCUGCCCUUCCCCAGUCAUCUGAGCUUGGAGAACUGGGGUUCGUGCCCACCCGACUUCACUGUUCUCCCAGUGUCACUCACGGCAACUCUCCCAAGCUCACAUGGGCAGUAGUCUCAGCUCUCCUAGAACUGUACCGGCGAAAGGAUGAGCCAGGUCCUGGAGAUACCAUCACCAAGCCCGGCUGCUCUAUCUCUGGGAGACUGAGGCAGGAACAGGUGCCCACCCAGAGGGUGGGUGUGGAUUGGAUUCCAUUCCCCACGGGAGCCAAACCGGAGGGGAACAUGGAGCUGCUGUCCACACCCCACAGCAUUGAGGUCAACAACAUCACCUGUGACUCUUUCCGCAUCUCCUGGGCCAUGGAGAACAGCGACCUGGAGAGGGUCACCCAUUACUUCAUCGACCUCAACAAGAAGGAGAAUAAGAACUCCAACAAGUUCAAGCACCGGGAUGUCCCAACCAAGCUUGUGGCCAAAGCCGUGCCACUGCCCAUGACGGUGAGAGGCCACUGGUUCCUGAGCCCCCGCACAGAGUACAGUGUCGCGGUGCAGACUGCUGUGAAGCAGAGCGACGGGGAAUACCUGGUGUCCGGCUGGAGCGAGACGGUGGAGUUCUGCACUGGGGAUUAUGCCAAGGAGCACCUGGCACAGCUGCAGGAGAAGGCUGAGCAGAUCGCAGGCCGCAUGCUGCGCUUCUCCGUCUUCUACCGCAACCAUCACAAGGAGUACUUCCAGCAUGCCAGGACCCAUUGCGGGAACAUGCUGCAGCCUUACCUGAAGGACAACAGCGGCAGCCACGGUUCCCCCACCAGCGGCAUGCUCCACGGAGUCUUCUUCAGCUGCAACACGGAGUUCAACACGGGCCAGCCCCCUCAGGACUCUCCCUACGGCCGCUGGCGCUUCCAGAUUCCCGCCCAGCGCCUUUUCAACCCCAGCACCAACCUCUACUUUGCAGACUUCUACUGUAUGUACACAGCCUACCACUAUGCCAUCCUGGUUCUGGCCCCCAAGGGCUCCCUGGGGGACCGCUUCUGCCGAGACCGCCUGCCCCUCCUGGACAUUGCCUGCAACAAGUUCCUGACCUGCAGUGUGGAGGAUGGGGAGCUGGUCUUCCGCCAUGCCCAGGACCUCAUCCUGGAGAUCAUCUACACUGAACCCGUCGACCUGUCCCUGGGCACCCUGGGAGAGAUCAGCGGCCAUCAGCUCAUGAGCCUGUCCACUGCCGACGCCAAGAAAGACCCCAGCUGCAAGACCUGCAACAUCAGUGUGGGCCGCUAGGGACUCCUGGGGAGCUGCGGAGCUAGGGAGAGAUGACAGGCAGGGCGCAGUGGGUGGCAUAGGUUCAGGGAGCUGGCUUUCUCUCCCCUAUCACCCUGCUCCCUCCAUGCCUUCGGUCUCCCCCUCCCUCACCCCUGGGCAUUAGAGGCAGCAGAGGGUGGUCCCCUUGGUAGGCCUGAUAGACCUGGAAAGGCUCUUAGCCUCUGUAGCUUGGUGGGGGGUUGGAUUUCUGGAGACUUCCCCUUUCCUCUGGUUUCCCAGUCCUGCUGUUUCUUGCUUUCUCCCAGGCCUCCAUCUCAUGGAGACUUGCGGCCUUCCGGGCCUUCCAGGCCAAAGCCCAUGUGUAGCUUGCCUGCCUCCAGAGGCAACACGGAGAGCUGUGGGGUGCUCUUCCUUAGCCCCACCCACCCCACUCAGGUCCACCACAGGAUGCCCCUGCCCACUCAGCUGGGCCUGGGGGCUUCCCACUCCAGGUCUGGCCCCGUCCCUCUAUAAAUAAUCUCCUGCACUGCUGUGACCCCAGCUGCUCCUGACCCAAAGCACCUCCUCCUGCAUGGGGAGAGUUGUCCCUUCCCUUUCCCCCAUCUUGUCACCUGCACUCAGAGGCCCUCUUUUUCCUCUUGGCUUUGGGGCAUCCAAGCUGUUGGAGUUUUUCGUUUCAUCUAUCUGAAGAUGACAGAGACCCCAGCAGACUUUCUCUCUUGCUCAGAGCACUGGGGCCUGGAACGGCAGCCGCUGGGGUUGAGGAGGGGGAAAGAGACCCCUGAGACCCAGAACAGCCCCUUCCUUAGGCAGAGCAUGGGCUGCCUUCCACCCUGAGGGGACCUGGUGUGGAACUAGGCCUAAGGGCUUUCUCGCAGAGCCCCGGCACCUGCCUGGCUGUGCACUUUCCUUGCUGUCUCUGCCACGGUGCCGCGACUGCACUGUGCCUGUGUGUGAUCUGGACUGUGGCUUCCCCGCCACCCCACCUCGUGCCCCUGCCCACUGGCGCUGUCCCCGCCACCCCCUUCCUCGAGCCUAUUGGCGGAGAGCCCCUUCCCUGGGGAACUCUUGUUGAAGACUUUCCCAGGCCUAAUAAGUGUUUUUACCUAUUUCCUACUUUUGUACGGGUCAUGAGGGUGGUGAGGGUGGACCCCCUGAGACAAGCAGACCAGGUGGGGUGACGGGGAGAGGUGUCGAUGGAGGCAACUAGCUAUUGGGGGAUGACGGAGGUGACGUCAGGCAGAAGAGAGCAGCCUCCACAGUGACAGCCAGAUUUCUGUGAUGAAGGACAGAAGGAGCCCGCAGGCCAACAAGGCCAUAUCUCAGUAAGGGGCAGGUGAGGCAGCUGGUCGCCUCUUCUGUGGCCACAGGGAGUGCUGUGGUUAGCUGUCUCUGUGGCAUGGAUGAGAUCAGGGGGGCCUGGGAAAUGCGUGGAGAAGGAGAGGACAGGGGCCCCCAGGCCCUUUCCCCCUCUGCUGGCAGCGUUGCUGUGGGGGUGGCUCGCUGCCCUCCCCUGGCCCGGAGUCUGCCCCUGGCUGGGGCAUGCCCGCCUGUGCUGUGCUUGCGUUGUGCAUCAAUAAACCACCAUGGCCUGAGA